Peronospora belbahrii is the source of this 1275-nucleotide messenger RNA. NCBI's taxonomy places the organism in Eukaryota, Oomycota, Peronosporomycetes, Peronosporales, Peronosporaceae. The record is from the annotation of a GenBank genome assembly.
AUGGUUUCAGACACUUUGAAAGAUGACGAAACAAUGACAGGAUAUGUGACCGUAUUGAGCAUGUAUUGUUGUGCUGCAAUGAUUGAAGCAUUAGCAGAACCAAUGUACGUAUUAGCGCAUGCUAGUGUGCUAGUGAGUUGGCAAGUGGCGGCUCAAAGUGCUGCGUUUCUGGUCCGAGCAGUGGUUCAGUACAUGGGUGUCGUAAUGUUGGAGUUAAACUUGAUAGCGUACGGGAUUGCCGAGUUGUCGUACGCGGUGACGUUGCUCGUGAUGUUUAUGGUUUUAUACUGGCGACGAAUUUAUGUACUUUCAAGUGAAAAAGACAAGUUUGCGUUGACGACGAUGACUCAGCUACUACCUGGGAAGCCGGACGGAAAUAUAGAUUGGUAUCAUGCAGAGUUAAUGGCAUUGAUGGUACCACUGACUGUACAAAGUGGAGUCAAGUAUUUGCUGGCAGAAGGAGAUAAGUGGGUGCUGACUGGAUUUGCAUCGCUGCAGGCAAUGGGGGUCGCAGAAACAGAAGAGCGAUCAAAAAAUGACAAGGAGAUUAACAAUAAAAGCCGAGCCGAUGGACAGACACUGCUACUGGUGCUGCUUAAGCUUAUGAAUUUGGUGGGACUGUUGUUCGUAUGCUUUGGAACCAGCUACGCAUACACAUUAGCAAUACUGUUAUACGGAGCUGAGAAGGCUCGUCAGGGUGUGGGUGCUGCAUUAGCUGUGUACUGCGCUUACAUUCCAUUCUUGGGGGUGAAUGGGAUUUGUGAAGCUGUGGUGCAUGCUAUUGGAAACGAUUACGAGCUUAUGCAACUGAACAAGUUGCUCGGUGUAUUUUUUGCCAUAUACGCGCUUAGUGCGCUUGUAUUCAUGCAGGUACUCGACUGGGGCACUUUUGGUCUCAUCCUGGCGAAUUGUGUCAAUAUGGGCUGCCGAAUCCUCUACUGUUUGGCAUUCUUGGCUUCCUACUUUCGUCAAGUAGCUUGUAAGCGCCAAACGAGCAAUGAUUUUAUCAAUGGCUUAUCGUUUUGGUGCCAAUCUCUACCAGAUCGACUUGUGGUGACUGCAUUUGUAAUCUCGUUGGCAGUGACUUUGACAUCUCAGCAUGUAUUGCUCAAUUCCGAGACGGAUAGUUCAUUGAUGUUUCGACAUAUGGUGCAUGUUGCGGUGGGAGCACUUUGCUUUGCUGGAGUAGUGCUCAUACUCUACGUAAAGGAGUGGUACCUUUUACGUGCUCAAUUGACAGCCCUUUGGGGUCAAGGCAAGUCUCAUGAUGAUUAA